AUGCUGGGCCGCAGGCUGCAGAAGGCUCACAACGGCUGCAUACGUUGGGCUACCGAUUCGCGGAAGGAGCGGCCUGGCCGAGCUCAUCGCCAUGCCAGAGCUCCUGAGGCCGAGCAACUCGAGACUGCCGGCCACGCGCGCGUCGCCACGAACCCCGAGUUGCUGCAGAGCGUCUGGAGCGACCUCACCUUCGACGAGGCAAAGCUCAUCGAGACGCUCGGCGAGGCGCGGGGUAUCGACAACAUCAGCUCCGCCGACCUCUACCGGCUGCCCAAGAAUGGCCUCGAGGUCUUCGCCCAGCUGCUCAACUCUUGCGAGACGGAGGGCGCAUGGUUAUAG
This is a messenger RNA of Prorocentrum cordatum, 339 nucleotides long. NCBI's taxonomy places the organism in Eukaryota, Dinophyceae, Prorocentrales, Prorocentraceae. The record is from the annotation of a GenBank genome assembly.